AAACUACACACUCUCAUGGACACGCACACACACACACACUGACACUAAGAUGGAUAUAUUUUGAUAAAAUAGCUAGACAUUUUUUUAAGAGAUGGAAAUUUGACGCGCCACUGAUAUCACACACACACUCAACCCCCCUCGCCCCGUGUUUUUAAAGCCCUCCCCAAUCCCCCGCUCUCUCCAAAAAGAUUUUAAAAGUACGAGUGGGCUCGUCUGCGUCCUGUAACUCGGUCUCUGUUUGAAUAAGCUAGCGUCGCAGGUUGCGCAGUACAAAGGCCAAACACAGCAACCCGAGCAGUCUGGUGAGAGUUUCGUUGCACUGGAGAGACUGAGACGGAGCCACUGGACCGGCAGCGCUUGCUUCUCCGGUCACAGUCACACAGCUAGACUUUCUGAAAACCCUUCACGUGCAUUUAGUUUUCCAAGACAAAAGGAGCAACAAAAAAAAAGAUAAUAAUAAAGUGAGUUGUUUUUGGAAAUAUAUCUAUAUAUUCUUAGUCAAACGGUGGCGUUGUCCAGUGUAAAGUGUGGCAAUGCCGUUUUAACUCGACAUCCUCCGAGUGACUGGGAUAGUAUCUUUUUCCAAUAAAGUGGUAUUUGUAGCAUUUUAAUCACUUUCAGUAUCAUACAGUAGGAGUGUUAUUAGGUUUACUAAUGUGAAAAUGUGACUGUUUACUUGUCCUGUAAUGCGGUACGAGUGCAAAGUAGGUAUGUUUUAAGCUCUUCUAAUAAUCGUCCUCACUGAGAUCAACUUAGGAGUUAGAUUUACAAUCCAGCUUUGGUUUUGUCGUUUUUUUUUUUUAAACCUCGAAUAGAUGGAUAGUAGCAUCAUAACAUUGCAAGUCAGUGACAUGGUGAAAGGAUUUGAGAACAUCAGGUGUGUCCCCGCCCCCUUCCUCCCCUUAUUUUUAAAAACAUUUUCCACUUCCAAACACCAGUUCCCUGCUGUCUAAAUCGUCACCACAACUGAAGGGAUUUGCACUAAUUUACGGUUAUUGUUUUUUGCAACAGCCGGCGAAGACAGACGUGAGGAUACUGUGUGUGACACACCGGGAAGUUUUAGCUAAAGACACUAUCAGGUGAAACCUUGGUUUGUGAGUGUGAAUGCAAGGAGUGAACUUGCGUGUUUGUUCUCUUUGUCAAUGACAUUUUGAAAAUUGACUCCAAAGGCUGUCUCAGAAAAUGCAACUAUUCUCCCCAGGGUCUCAGUGCAGCCCAUAAAUCAUACCAAUAAGUAUAAGGUGCCUUGCUCAUAUUUAUCUUGCCCCUGGAGAAAUUUAGUCAGACCAUUUUGAUAAACAGAUGUUAGGUUUCUUGGGCCAAACUGCACAAAAACAGUCCAGUUCUCCUUUUAUCGUAUCAAAAGGAGGAAACGUUUUAUUGCUGGUGCAUUGCUAUGUAUUGUUUUCAUUCCCAUAUCAGUUUCAGAUCUUUAAAAAAAGAGAAAAAAAAACAGAACAUUCAGGCUUUAAAAGAAUGUGUUUUGUGAUUUGUCUUCCAGUGUUUUCUUUUUGAAGUUUGCAUGAUUCAUCUUCAUUAUCAUUUUCAAUAAUGCAGAACAAUGUGUGCUUCUAGGAUGGUUGCAUUUCUCUUUUAUAAAUGAAUGUAAAUGUAAGAUUUGUGUUUGUGUGUUUACUUUUGAAUGUUUUAAAUAUAGCUGCAUGUGCAGCGUGUGGUCUUAUGAGGGUUCUGUGAUCACGGAGGUGAAUAGGUCACAGACUGAUUAGUCUUUUUUUUAAUAUGUUGCCCGUUGGUUAUGUUCAUUAUAUUUAGUCAAGCUGUGCAAAAUGCAUCAUACAUGGACACCGUCAGUAAAUAGUAACUGGUAGUUCUUACACUAAUCUUAAACAUUCUGGAGUGUCCUUUUUGCCCACAUUGAGGGGGGUUCUGUUCGUGUCCGCAUUCGCUGAAUGAUCAGCCUGAAAUACUGUCCUUUCAUUCCAAGCACAAAGUGGGCACUGCUGACCAAGUGUCGAUGCAACAGCUAGAAAUCAAUCUCACACACCAGAUCUCCUAAAUCCGAGGAGACCCGGAAAUACGCCAGGUCAACUCGAUUUCAAGGAAUUUUGUGACAUCUUACAUCCCAAUUACUUGAUUUGAAAUAAAAUUUGUCCCUCAUCAUGAACUUUCAGGUUUCUGUUUUUCCCCAUAAGCCUUGCCAACUGCACAUUUUUCUCUGGUGUUGCCAAAAUUAAGCACCAACAUGCAGCAAACACUGAGGACGUUUGACCUCAACAGCUACUGCUUAGCUCUUCAAAAUAGUAACGGAGCACAUAAUGGUUUUCUAAAACAAUUAGUAAACUGUACUGACGUUAAGAUUCAAUCUACUUUGUUAUAUAUUCACAAUUUACACCUGUCAAAUCUAAUACAAUUCAGUACAAAAAUAAUCCAUACUAUUUCCUGGACCUCCGCGUCUUGAAUUAUUUUUGGCCCUCGUCAUGUGCCGUAGUUAAAGAAAAAUCAUGGCGGCUGUCAUUCGGCGAAAGUUUUGGUGCGACAAAGUUUUUGAACUACUAUGUUUCUCACGCCAGUGAUAGCUUUUUCACUCACGCAGUUCUCUCGGGAAACGUUUCACCAUCGGACACGGGACGGGGAUGUAAAUUAUUGGGAGUGGUAGCGCUGACCGGCGCCAAGACGCGGAGAUGAGAAUCUAAGUCUUAGCCGAGCUAGCUACUUCUCACAAGUCUGCUAUCUGAAGUGAAGUUUGCGUCUCGCGGGAUUUUAAAUGUCGUAACGUGUAGAUAACAGACUCUAAAUGCACUAAGCCGCCGGUUUUAAGGCUUUGCUAGGUUCACAGAAAAAAUGUGUCGUUUUUUCCGAUACUGUAUCAGCCACUGUCUCCACGCGGCAAUGACCCGGCUCGAGGAGGUCAACGGGGAGGUGAGUAUGUGGUCCUCCGUGCGGUGGCUCGGCUACCUGUCGGGUCUGAACCUCCUCGUGGCUCUCUGUUUGGGUCUCUACGUGCGGUGGGAACGCACGGAGGAGUCCGCUCUCCUCGUCAUUUUAGUCCUCGCUCUGGUCGUCCUGGCCGUGGCGAGCGUGCUGUACUACUACUUCGACAUGGAGCGCCUCAGCCUCAGCCUCCUCCACCUGUGGUUCGGCUUCCUGCUGGGGCUCCUCUGCUUCCUCCCCUCCCCCGACCCGGAGAGCGACGUCAAGGAGCGGGCGACCGACUACCUGCUGCUGGCCAGCGUGGCCCUGCGGACGUUCUGGGCCUUCCUGGAGCGGCUCCUGGGCUGCGCCCGGUACCGCCCCGCCGUCCUCACCUCGGCGGAGCGGCUGGAGCUGGCCGGCUUCGCGGCGGCCAGCGCGGCCCUGCUGCUCCAGGAGUCGCUGAGCGUGACGGUGCUGGUGGUGGCGCUGGCCGCCGUCAUGGUCUGCCUCCGGGUGAAGGCUCUGCUCGCGCUCCCCGGCCUGGCCCUCUUCGCGGUGGUCACCGGCGAGCUGUUUUUCAAAUCCCUGAGCUUUGCCGCCAACCCCUUCGCGCUGUCGUGUUUCUUCAGCCAGCUUCUUUGCGACCCCCUGCUGGACUGCUACUUCAGCGGGCUGUCCGUGACGGAGCGCUGGCGGCCCUUCCUGCUGUGGCGGGCCCUGUGGCGCCGGCUGUCCCUGCUGCCCCUGCUGGGCGCGGAGGCGGCCUUCUUUGGGCUGGCCGCGCGGAAGCUGGCGCGCGCCGACCCCUGGUACGUGCUGGUCCCGGGCUUCGUCGCGUGCGCGCUCUUCUGGGCCGUGUGCCACACGGUGUUCCUCAUCACCGCGUGGGGCUUCCACACCAAGCUGAGCGACUGCCAGAGGCUGAGCCUGCACCAGGGCCCGGAGGACAGCGGCCUGGACAAAGUCAUGGCCUCCAGGGGCAUGAGGCACUUCUGCCUCAUCGCCCAGCGGCUGGUCACCUUCAGCCUGCUGUCCACCGCCGCCGUGGCCGCUCUGUGCUGGCAGGCGUCCAGCGGCCUCUUCAUCAGCACCUUCCUGCUGGUCCUGCCCCUGGAGGCGCUGUUCCACGGGCUCUUCUACGAGCUGGGCAACAGCCUGGGCGGCACCAGCGUGGGCUACGCCGUGGUGGUCCCCACCAACUACUGCAGCCCCGACGGCCAGCCCACGCUGCUGCCCCCGGGCCAGGUGCAGGAGCUGAACCGCCGCUCCACCGCCAUGCUGAGCGACGUGCAGCGCUUCUUCGCGCACCACCUGAUCCAGAACUUCGGCUGCGACUACUCCACCGGCGGCCUGGCGCUGGACGCGCUGCAGGCCAAGAUCAAGGCCUUCCUGGAGCUGCGCACGGCCGACGGCCCGCGCCACGACACCUACGUCAUCUACUACAGCGGCCACACGCACCGCAGCGGGGAGUGGGCGCUGGCAGGCGGAGACGUCCUGCGGCUGGAGCAGCUGCUGGACUGGUGGCGGGAGAAGAACGGCGGCUUCUCGUCCCGCCUGGUGCUGCUGCUGGACUGCCACCACUCGCAGCCCUGGGUGCGGGCGGUGCGGCGGGCCGAGGGCGUCCACGUGGCCGUGCAGGGCGCCACGCUGGGCGCCGGGCGGCCGGGGGACCCCCCCCCGCAGCUGGGGGACUUCACCUCCCAGUGGGUGGAGUACAACUGCACCGACGGCGGCGCGCGGUGGUCCGGCGGGGGCCGGGCGGUGGCGGCCGACUACGGCGUGUCCAGGCACUGGAGCGACUACACGCUGCACCUGCCCACGGGCAGCGACGCCACCGGCCACUGGAGCCUGCACUUCCCCCGGCCCACCUACCCGCUGGUGCAGCUGGCGCUGUGGGGCGGGGGCCUGCAGCUGCUGGGGCUCUGCGGCUUCUGCCUGCGCUGCCUCCGCAGGGUCAAGCUCAACUGGUUCCCGCCGGCCGUCCUGGACACCGGGCAGGGCUUCAAACUGGUGCGCUCGUAG
Molecule: messenger RNA, 4896 nt
Organism: Menidia menidia (Atlantic silverside)
Lineage: Eukaryota; Metazoa; Chordata; Actinopteri; Atheriniformes; Atherinopsidae
Source: the annotation of a GenBank genome assembly